UAACACCGAAACGUAGCUUCAUUUAUUUUCAAGGUUAUUUAUUAUUCACGCCGUGAAUUACAAUGUUAUGGAUUAUUUCAAUGUUAUGGCCGGGUUUAUCUGAUAUCGAGCGUUAGAUGAGAUAACAAUGCGUAAUUCGUGAUACAGAUUUGCCUCGCGUGUUAAAAUACGUAACAUACUACUAUAUCGAUGAAUAUAACAUGUACUCGUAUGUUUAGCGGUUAAGUCAAUUCGCGCGUCAUAGUUUUAUGUGUGCUAAAGUGACUAAGUGAGAUUAACAUGAGAUUGACGAGAUGUGUUUAGUUACUUUACUGUAGGUAUAACUUACAAGAAGGAAGUCUUAGUGUCGUGUUGUUAUUUUCUAUGUAACGUUUCAACUCAGAGUGCAACGGCAUAUUUUGUAAUGUAAUAUUUUUGGAUGAACGAAAAAGUGUUAAUAAUAAAUAUAUGUCAAAUCAUAUCAAAUAUCACUAUUUAUAAUGCCUGAAAAACAUAAUGAUAGUGAUGAUGAAAAUACUCCUAACGGAAAGGAUCAAGUUGGAGAGAGGGCAAGCGGCGAUUUUGAAAAACCAGCGAACUGCGAUGAUCUCGUCAGAAGAGAGCUUGGUGAAUUUGGCUGGUUCCAGAUGCGAUCUGUCCUCAUCAUAAUAAUACCAAUUAUAUUCUCUGGUAUUAGAAACGAUUACAUCUUGUCCGCUGCCUCAAUACCACACAGGUGUCGAAUUCCAGAAUGUGGCGAAAAUAGCAGUUUGCUUACUUACAAUCCGGAUUGGAUCUUGAACGCUGUGCCGGAGACAAAGUCAAGCUUCUCGAGCUGUGACCGAUAUGCUCCUAUUGAUUCCGGGACCAACGGAUCCUUGGACUACUGUCCUGCCAGUCUGUUUAACCACACGAACAUCGUUAGCUGCGAAGACUUUGUCUAUGCAAACGAUUAUAGUGUAGUGUACGAUUUUGACCUUGGGUGCAAUGAAUGGCUUCGAGCUUUAGCAGGCACAGUCGGCAAUAUUGGCUUGUUAUUAGGAUUGCCUCUAACUGGAUAUAUUUCAGAUCGUUUUGGCCGCAAAGUUGCUUUAGUAAUUAACAUAUUUUCCUUGGGUCUUGUUGGUGUGAUCCGAGCUUUUUCUGUUAAUUACGCCAUGUACAUGGUAUUGCAACUGGUUCAGACUGUAUUUGGAUCGAGUGUUUAUUCCACGGCUCUUGUUUUAGCCACAGAGCUUGUUGGACCAAAAUAUCGCUUCGUCGGCGUAGCGUUACUGUCAAUGUACUCCCUGGGGCAAGUGAUGAUGGGUGGAGUGUAUUGGCUUAUUGGUCCUUGGCGAUACGCUACUUUGGCCCUGUGUAUCCCUUGUUUAUUCAUGAUUGUUUAUUAUUGGCUUUUGUCUGAAAGUAUUCGCUGGCUCCUCGUUAAGGGAAGGUACGCUGAAGCAAGAAAGAUAAUAGAAACUGCAGCAAGAUUAAAUAAAAAAUCGAUCAGUGAUAAUUCCAUGGAAGCUUUAUUGAAACCUCAACGAGACCCUCUGCCUCGUUUACAGGUAAAGAAAACUGGUUUGAUGCGGACGGUGAUACGCUCUCCCGUUUUAUUGACUCGAGUAUGUACGACUCCCAUUUGGUGGAUCGCGGGAACAUUUGUCUACUACGGACUAUCCAUCAACUCGACCGGACUGUCAGAUACUAUGUAUCUAAACUACAUGUUGACUUGCGCUGUGGAAAUACCCGGAUGUUUCGCUGGAGCUUUCUUACUCACUAAGAUUGGCAGAAAAGCCACACUGUCGUCGGGAUUUUUCCUUAGUGCUUCAUGCAGUAUACUCUUCAUCUUCAUACCCAAUGGUAUGUCUGUAGUUCGGCUGUUAACUUACCUACUUGGCAAGGUGGGCGUGACGAUAGCACUGGCAUCUGUCUACCUCUACACAUCGGAGCUGUACCCUACGGAGUACCGACACACUUUUCUGGCGUUUUCAUCAACUGUCGGGAGACUUGGUGCUAUUGCUGCUCCAUUGACACCAAUACUUGAGCAUUACUGGAACGGCCUGCCGUCUGUGAUGUUUGGUGCUAUGGGCUUCUUCGCUGGUGCUAUGGUGCUCACGCAGCCUGAAACUCUGGGAACUAAGCUGCCAGAUACGUUUGCUGAAGCUGAAAUGCUAGGAAAAUCUGAUAACAGACAGAAUUCUGAAAUCUGAAUUAAGUGAUCUUACAAAAAUAAUUUGGCCAUUUUUGGGGUUCCGUA
Molecule: messenger RNA, 2224 nt
Organism: Maniola jurtina (meadow brown)
Lineage: Eukaryota; Metazoa; Arthropoda; Insecta; Lepidoptera; Nymphalidae
Product: solute carrier family 22 member 3-like
Exons: 8
Coding region: 480-2177 (565 amino acids)
Biological process (GO): transmembrane transport
Molecular function (GO): transmembrane transporter activity
Source: RefSeq, a predicted model, not a curated record